UAGAACUGCAUCAAGAUGGAUCCAGGGAAUAGGGUGUUAACUGGUAGAACUGGGAGUAGAACCCCCUCUCCUUCCACCAUGCUCACUCACACUGUACGGAAGGUGUUCCGUAACCACGGGGAGUUCUGUGCAAGUCAGCCCUGGGAGGUGAUCGUAGCUACGCUAACUUUCUUGGUUUGCAUCCUCACAGUCUGGGGGAAACAUGGAGAUCAACCCCAACCUUCAAACCUUAAUACUACAUCCAGUACACAAACAUCAGAGGUUGGAGGCUCUUGGACCACAAUGGAGUUGGUUAUCAUGACAUUUAUCCGCUGCCUGGCCUUGUUGCACUGCUACUACCACUUCAAGAAGGUUCACAGGGUCGGCUCCAGUCUUAUCAUGAAGAUCACUUUGGCUUACCUUGCCUUCACGAUGAUCCUGUACAGCCUGAUCGUGUUCGGUAUGAUGGGACCCGAGUUUGAUAACGUCAAGGAGUCUUGGUUUCUUAUCAUGCUCUUCACGGAUAUACCAAAGGUGACCCGUCUUGCCCAGUUUGCUCUGACUUCCUCUCAUCAGCGACGUAUAUCUGAGAACCUGGCUGUCGGGAUGGCCCAGCUUGGUCCUGUUAUGACUUUCGAGACGGUUGGAAAAGUCCUUGUUGUCGGACUCUGUGGACUGACAAACUAUACUCGACUAGAACUACUUUGCACCUUUGCUCUGAUCACAGUAUUCGUUGACUUUCUGACCUUCAUGAGCUUCUACCCCUCCGGGCUCUCCCUGGUCAUAGAGUUAAUGUUCAACAAGAACGGGCGUCCGCACUGGGAUGUAAAACAGAUCAUUAAGAUGCUUCCUCAUGAAGAGACACAGAAUUCUGUUGUGUAUAGGGUGCGCGUGAUCGCUAUGACCGGACUGGUGGUGGUGCACACCUUCUGCCGAUGGCCGGUAGAUUACUCGGUAGAAAAAUCUGCUAGGACAGCUCAGUAUAUCAGUAGCGAGUGGUUAAAGCUCAUCGUUGCUAACGCAGAGCAGUUCUGCAUCCUUGCGCUCGUGCUCGCUUUGGCUGUGAAGUACCUGUUCUACGAGGACUGGGAGGAGAACUGCAGAAUCAGGAAAACCUACCUAGAGGAGCUGGAGAGGAAGUUCGAGGAGGCCAGUGAGAGUGAGUCCGUGGACACCAACACCAGCGAGCGGUCAACUCUGAGAGACUGUGUGCGUACUGGUGGAGACGAGAUGGAUAGAUCUUCGAACUCAACAGAUGAAGGCAUCAGCCUAAGUACACUGUCUCAAAGAAGAAUGUCUGCUAACUUUGACCGACGGUUGUCUAGCAACUUGGACAGAAGAUUAUCAGCCGGGGCUAAAUCUUUGCAUUCUCACAGGGAUAGAGUAUCUAUCGUUGUUGGAUGUGAUUCAUUCUCUGAGAGUCCUUGGCCUGAGAUGUACCUUGAGGCUGUGGAUGCCGAGGUUCAAACAGACUCGACUGUUCAACCAUCUCAAUCCUACCACGAUCAAACCCUAGAGGAAGAGAAGGAUUCACUGGACUAUGAGCAAGUACCAAGAGAAGUGGCUGAAUGCGUGAAAAUCAUGAAUUCUUCCGAGGAUGGAACCUCCUCUCUCAUAGACGAGGAGAUUAUUCAGUUAGUUGACACCAAACAUAUUGCUUGCCACCAGCUGGAGAAGAUCCUUAACAAUCCAACCAGGGGUGUGGAGAUCAGAAGAAAGAUUAUCGGUAAAGCUGGGAACAUGCGACGUGCCAUGAACACACUCCCCUACAAACAUUACGACUACCAGCUGGUAAUGGGGGCGUGUUGUGAGAAUGUGGUCGGAUAUAUGCCUGUACCUGUCGGGGUCGUGGGACCUCUCAACCUGGAUGGAAACCCUAUACAUAUCCCAAUGGCGACAACUGAAGGUUGUCUGGUUGCCAGCACUAACCGAGGGUGUAGAGCUCUCAAGGAUUGUGGUGUUAACACUGCAAUAACUUAUGAUGGUAUGACUAGAGGUCCAGUGAUAAGACUGCCAUCCAUGCAUAGAGCCACAGAGGUCAUGCGCUGGUUGGAAAACAAAUCAAAUUUUGAGGUUGUGAAAACAAAUUUCGACUCCACAAGCCGGUUUGCUAGGCUCCAGCGAUUACACAUACGCAUCGCCGGAAGACUUCUUUAUAUCAGAUUUGUUGCCAAGAGUGGCGAUGCUAUGGGCAUGAACAUGCUUAGUAAAGCGACAGAGUUCUCAUUGAGACGAAUGUUGGAUAUCUUCCCGGAUAUGGAAAUCCUCAGCCUUUCAGGAAACUUCUGCACAGAUAAGAAACCAGCUGCCGUCAACUGGGUUGAGGGUCGAGGUAAAUCUGUGGUUGCAGAGGCCAUUGUUCCAGCUUUUAUUGUUAAAACUGUUCUUAAAACUUCAACCUCAGCACUUGUCGACCUCAAUAUAUCUAAAAACCUCAUUGGCUCUUCCAUGGCUGGAUCCAUAGGUGGAUUCAACGCACAUGCAGCAAAUAUAAUCACAGCUAUAUAUAUUGCUACUGGACAAGAUGCUGCACAGAAUGUUGGAAGUAGUAACUGUAUUACACUAAUGGAACCCUGGGGUAGGGAUGGAGAGGAUCUGUACAUAACAUGCACAAUGCCCAGUAUAGAGGUCGGAACAGUAGGAGGAGGAACUGUCCUACCAGCUCAAGGAGCAUGCCUGGAGAUGCUUGGUGUCCGAGGACCUCAUCCCGCCUGCCCAGGAGAGAAUGCAUCCCAGCUGGCUAGAAUAGUCUGUGGAGCUGUUCUAGCAGGGGAACUGAGUCUCAUGUCUGCUCUAGCAGCUGGUCAUCUCGUCCGUUCCCAUCUUCGUCACAAUCGGUCAACUCAGGGACCUCUAGCCCCUCAGGUCGAGCGACCAUUGUGCUCUAGCUCCCCCCUUCCCCAGCAACAGCAGCAGUCUGGGGAACCUAGUUUUAAAGAUCUUGUUCCUUGUGCUCCACUUUGACGUAGUCACUCAGAUAAAUAGUUCACACAUCUCUUAAACUUAGCAGAACAACUCUUAACGAUGUCAUUUCCCACCAAUGUCUAUUUUGGAAGUUGUCAAGCUGUGAGAGGUGAAAUAUUUAUGUACAGUACAACUUUAUAUGCUAUUGCAGUACAGUAAAGCUUGUCCUCCUGUUCCAGUACAGUACAGCCUGUUCUUAUGUUGCAGAAAUGUACUACUAAGUUCUGUUGUUGCAUUACAGUACAGAUUAUCUUACUAUUACAGGACAGUAUAACUUGUCCUCCUGUUCCAGUGCAGUACAGCUUGUACUUCUGUUGCAGUAAGGUACUACUAAGUUCUGUUGUUGCAUUAUAGUACAGAUUAUCCUACUAUUACAGGAUAGUAUAGCUUGUCCUCCUGUUGCAGUGCAGUAAAACUUGUCUUAAUACUGCAGCAUUGUACAGCUUGUUCUUAUGUUUCAGUAGAGUUCAGCUUGUACUGCUGUACGAUACCCUGUCUUCCUGUUGCAGCACAUUAUAGCUUCUAUUGCUGUUGCAGUACUGUACAGCUUGUCCCACUGUUGCAGUACGAGUUGUUCUCCAAUGACGUCUAAAGACCUCUCUACUAAAGCCCAGUUGAAGUAGAGAACGCGGUAUCUUCAUUAAACAACGUAUUAAGUGAAACAUUCAACCAAAUAGAUACCUUCGCUACCUACCUUCAGUUUUACUCCGUCCAGACACAUGAUGAAGUUUAUCCAACCAACUUAUCACCAGAUCUUCUAGUUCUUCUCUUCACAUCCCUGCUAGAUUACGUAUUCUUCCAUUCAUGAAUUGUAAACCCCCAGUAUCAUUUAAUUUUCUUUUUUUUAGAAAAAUCAGGCUGCUCUCUUUAAAUCCCAGUAUGUCAUCAAGUAAGCACUUUUUAAGAGAAACUCGGUGAAUACGCUCUCUACAAAAAGCGCCUAUUUUUAAUUAAAUUUCCAAAAUAAUCAAAAUUUAUUUUUGUAAAAAGUGUUCAGCAUUAUUUUUGAGCCCAUGUUGAUGAUUAUAAUCUAGUUUAUACAUACAUAUAUACAUAUAUACAAUUUUAUAUUUUUAACAAUUUUAUUGUUGGUUUAUCUUAGUUGUUGAUAAAAAGGCUGACAAAUUAUUCUGUUUGUUUAUUUAAAAUAAGUUGUUUGAUAAUAUGUCGUCAAUUCUACAUUAUUGCAUUUGAUCAAUGUAUUUAUUUCUAGCCCAGUUCACUCAACAAUUCUCUAGGAUACUAAUAAUAGUAAUGUAGAUUGUAGAUUUUCUUCUAUAUUAUAACCUAGAGAAUCUAGACUUUCUAGAUAACUAGUAAUCUAGUCUACAUAGAUUACUCUUAAUAUAGAUUAUGGAGAUUACUAAUAACUAUAGGUUACAAGUAACUUAGAUUCUUUAGGUUACUAGUAACUUAGUUAACGUUCUUAAUGAGUUGUUGAUUAGCGAGCAAGUGUUUAGACCAAUGAAAUAGUUAAUUCUUGUUAAUGUGGUAACAUACGCAAUUUUUUUCAUUAAAGCAAAAUACAUUAAUCCUGUGUCUCAUGUUUUCCUUUACCAGGAUAUAACAAACAAAAAUAUUUGUAUAAUUUAAUCUGAUGCAUUCUGUUCCAUGUUUACUCUUCAUUGUAAAUUGUGUAAUAUAUUAGGUAGUUAUUUUUAUGCUAAUUUUCUGAUGGGUUAAUUCAAUUAUUUCCCGCUUUAUGGGGAUCAAAGGGGAGAGGGGGGGUGUUAACAUUUUUAAACCAAACAAUAGUACAAAGCUCAAAUGAUAUUACUUGUGAAAACAAAUAAUGUUUUUUUAAAUAAAAAAAUUUCAAUUUCAA
Eurytemora carolleeae is the source of this 4768-nucleotide messenger RNA. RefSeq names its product 3-hydroxy-3-methylglutaryl-coenzyme A reductase (gene Hmgcr). Gene Ontology annotation, biological process: sterol biosynthetic process; coenzyme A metabolic process; isoprenoid biosynthetic process. The record is from RefSeq and is a predicted model, not a curated record. Gene Ontology annotation, cellular component: peroxisomal membrane; endoplasmic reticulum membrane. The coding region runs from base 16 to 2943 and encodes 975 amino acids. NCBI's taxonomy places the organism in Eukaryota, Metazoa, Arthropoda, Copepoda, Calanoida, Temoridae. The transcript is spliced from 14 exons. Gene Ontology annotation, molecular function: NADP binding; hydroxymethylglutaryl-CoA reductase (NADPH) activity; protein binding.